Molecule: messenger RNA, 858 nt
Organism: Striga asiatica
Lineage: Eukaryota; Viridiplantae; Streptophyta; Magnoliopsida; Lamiales; Orobanchaceae
Source: the annotation of a GenBank genome assembly
AUGUCGUCCUCAUCAAAUCCAACACCACCGCCCAACAACACCAACACCAACAUGGCCCUCUUCGAGCCCAUCCUCACCGACACCGGCUUCGCCCUCCUCCAGCGCAACACCGCCGCCCACCUCCCUUCCUCCGACCGCCGCGGCCGCAAGAAGCAGGCCGCCGCCGCCGACCCCGGCCGCUUCCUGGGCGUCCGCCGCCGCCCCUGGGGCCGCUACGCCGCCGAGAUCCGCGACCCGACCACCAAGGAGCGCCACUGGCUGGGCACCUUCGACACCGCGCAGGAAGCCGCCCUCGCGUACGACCGAGCCGCCCUCUCCAUAAAGGGAGCCAACGCCCGCACAAACUUCAUCUACGCCGACAUACACACGAACCCCGCCCUUCCCGCCAACUCCUUCCAACUUCAUAAUUACGAAAAUACCCUUCCUCCUCCUCCUUCUCUUCCUUCUCCUCCUCUCGUCAACUCUGGCUAUUUGGACUGUGUUGUUCCAAAUGAGUAUCUCAACCCGUCCAAGAAUUCGGGCGGAGAAAUCUUGGAUUUUUCUUCCACAUAUAAUCACAUGGAUAUGGGUCUUGCGCCAUGGGAUGAUAAUAAUAAUAAUAAUUUUGUGGAGAACAUUAAUAAUAAUUAUAAAAAUGAAAUUAGGGAUGAAGUUGGAUGCUAUGGGUCGUGGGAUUCGAGUUGCUGCGAGCUUUCUGCAGUGAUAAACAACAACAGCCCUUCAUCAUCAUCAAUAUCAAUGACGCCUCACAUCACAACAACAAACAGUAGUCCAGAUUUUCAAAUGACGGCGGCCUCAUCUUUUUUCCCUUCUUUCGGGGAUCCACUUGAUUUGGCAGCCCAAUAUUCGCUAUUUUGA